Beta vulgaris subsp. vulgaris (sugar beet) is the source of this 4087-nucleotide messenger RNA. Its product is annotated as trafficking protein particle complex II-specific subunit 120 homolog. The transcript has 10 exons. The coding region runs from base 223 to 3780 and encodes 1185 amino acids. Lineage: Eukaryota; Viridiplantae; Streptophyta; Magnoliopsida; Caryophyllales; Amaranthaceae. Gene Ontology annotation, cellular component: trans-Golgi network. The record is from RefSeq and is a predicted model, not a curated record.
GUAGAUCUACUGAAAAUUACCCUAUUGUCCUCUCUCAAAGUUUGUGGGUUGUCAAUUGCAAAUUUUGCAAUUUCCACAUCACAAACCAUACACGAUUGACGAUCCCCUCUUCAUCCUUCAACAGUUUACUGUCAUCACCACCACCUUCAAUCUUCUGCAUCUCCUAACUCAAAUUCUCUCUCCUCCAUUUUCAAUUUUCACCCCUCAAAAUUUGCCAGAAAAAUGGAACCAGACGUGAGCAUAGAAUCAAUGUGCACGAUUCGAAUCGCAGUUGUCCCAAUUGGUCAAAUCUCACCAUCCCUUUUCAGAGAAUACGCUUCUCUUUUAACCCUUCACUCAAAAAUUGAUCUUUCAUCAAUAAGCUCAUUUUACACUGAACAUCAAAAAUCUCCCUUCACCCAUCAACCCUGGGAUACUGGGUGUCUUCGUUUUAAGUUCAUACUUGGUGGGUCCCCUCCUAGUCCUUGGGAAGAUUUUCAAUCUAAUCGUAAAAUUUUGUCUGUAAUUGGGAUUUUUCAUUGCCCUUCUUCACCUGAUCUUGAUUCAGUCAAUGAUCAUUUUGGCUUGGUUUGUAAGGGUUAUGCAUCUUCUUUGGCUCAAAAGUGUUUUGGGUUUUGUCCUGGAGAUCAACAGCUCAAAGAUGGCAAUAAACGACAGGACAAUUUGAACUUGUUUCCUCCUGCAGACAGGCAGACUCUGGAGAUGCAUAUGCACACAAUGAUGCAGGAUAUCGCUGCUUCAUUGUUGAUGGAAUUUGAAAAUUGGGUCCUCAAAGCGGAAUCUGUUGGGACAAUUGUCAAGACACCUCUGGAUUCACAAGCCAGUCUCAGCUCAGAGGAGGUGAUCAAGGCAAAAAAGCGGAGACUUGGUCGUGCGCAGAAAACCAUAGGAGAUUACUGUCUUUUAGCUGGUUCACCUGUUGAUGCCAAUGCUCACUACAAUACUGCUUUAGAACUUGCCAGAUUGACAGGGGACUUUUUUUGGUAUGCGGGGGCCCUGGAAGGCAGCGUUUGUGCACUAAUGAUGGACCGGAUAGGCCACAGAGAUCCAGUUCUGGAGGAUGAGGUGAAGUACCGGUAUAACAGUGUUAUCAUACACUAUAGGAAGUCAUUCAUACAGGACAAUGCACAAAGAGUUUCUCCCGUGAGCUUUGAACUUGAGGCUACUUUAAAGUUGGCUCGAUUCCUCUGCAGGAGGGAACUAGCUAAAGAAGUAGUAGAUCUUCUGACAAAUGCAGCAGAUGGUGCAAAAUCAUUGAUUGAUGCCACUGAUCGAUUAGUACUGUAUGUUGAGAUAGCUCGACUUUAUGCAAGACUGGGGUAUGAAAGAAAAGCUGCCUUCUUUUCAAGGCAGGUAGCUCAGCUGUAUCUGCAACAGGAGAAUAGAUUUGCUGCUAUAAGUGCCUUGCAAGUGCUAGCUAUAUCAACAAAAGCUUAUCGUGUUGAGAGCAAAGCAUCUAGUGCCCGAGAUUCACAUUCUGAAAAUGGAUCAACUCCUGUGGAUGGUGGAAAGAUGAAUCCCAAUUCUAUUGUUUCACUUUUCGAGUCCCAGUGGAGCACUUUGCAGAUGGUUGUGCUUCGAGAAAUUCUUCAAUCUGCUGUGCGAGCAGGAGAUCCUCUUGCUGCAUGGAGUGCGGCUGCACGGCUGUUGAGAAGCUACUACCCUCUUAUUACACCAGCUGGACAAAAUGGCCUUGUUACUGCUCUUACUAACUCAGCAGCAAGGCUUCCUUCAGGGACUCGUUCUGCUGACCCUGCUUUGCCUUUCAUUAGGUUACAUUCUUUUCCUAUCAGUCCAUCUCAGAUGGAAAUUAUAAAGCGAACUUCUGGGAGGGAAGAUUGGUGGGCGGGGUCUGCUCCCACAGGGCCUUUUAUCUACACUCCAUUCAGCAAAGGGGACAUCAAUACUAGCAGUAAGCAAGAGCUAAUUUGGGUUGUUGGUGAACCAAUUCAGGUGCUAGUUGAAUUGGCCAACCCAUGUGGUUUUGAUCUGGUUGUCGAUAGUAUAUAUCUCUCUGUUCCUACUGGGAAUUUUGAUGCUUUCCCCAUCAGUGUGACUCUUUCCUCCAAUUCAUCAAAAGUUAUUGCAUUGUCUGGAAUUCCAACAUCAGUGGGACCCAUAACUGUUCCAGGAUGCAUUGUUCACUGCUUUGGAGUUAUCACUGAACAUCUUUUCAGAGACGUUGACAACCUACUGCUUGGUGCAGCACAGGGGCUUGUUCUUUCUGAUCCUUUCCGUAGCAGUGGCUCUCCAAGUUUGAGAAAUGUAGCUGUUCCAAAUAUUUCUGUGGUUUCACCACUGCCAUUGCUUGUCUCACAUGUUGUAGGUGGUGACGGUGCUGUAAUUUUAUAUGAAGGUGAAAUCCGUGAUGUUUUUAUAAGUCUGGCCAAUGCAGGAACUGUUCCAGUUGAGCAAGCACAUAUAUCCUUGUCUGGAAAAAAUCAAGACGCUGUCCUUUCAAUCGCAUAUGAAAACUUGAAAUCUGCCCUUCCACUUAAACCAGGUGCUGAGAUUACUUUGCCAGUAACCAUCAGAUCCUGGCAACAUACCCCUGUGGACUUUGAUUCUGCUGCAGGGAGGUCUGGGGGUUUGGGACGACAAUCAAAAGAUGGGACUAGUCCAAUGUUGAUGAUUCAUUAUGCAGGUCCCAUGGGAAGUAACACAGAGUCUCCAGUAAAUAAUUCUGUUAUACCUCCUGGAAGACGCUUGGUUGUGCCGUUGAAUGUUUGUGUUGCACAGGGAUUGUCUUUUGUGAAGGCUCGUAUGUUGUCCAUGGAUUUUCCUGCUCAUGUUGGUGAAAACCUUCCCAAACCAUCUCAAGCAGACAAUACUAUCGAGUCAUCUCCAGGUUCUAACAGAAUAGAAAGAUUGGUGAAAAAGGAUCCGUAUAGAGGCACUUGGGGACUACGCUUCCUUGAACUUGAGUUGUCUAACCCCACUGAUGUCGUGUUUGAUAUUAGUGUUUCCGUUCAGCUAGAGAAUUCCAGUAGCGAGGAUAGCUCUAGUGACCCAGAAGCUGCUGAGUAUGGCUAUCCAAAAACCACUAUUGACAGGGAUUCCACUGCUAGAGUGCUUAUACCACUGGAACAUUUUAAGCUGCCUGUUCUUGAUGCGUCCUUUUUUAUGAAGGAGCCUUUGCUUGAUAGAACUUCUAGUCGUAGACAUUCUAGCUUUUCGGAGAAGAGUGCUAAAGCCGAGCUGAAUGCUUGUAUUAAGAACUUGAUAUCUAGGAUUAAAGUCCGGUGGGAUUCUGGAAGGAACAACACUGGAGAACUCAACAUAAAGGAUGCAAUGCAGGCAGCCCUUCAAACAUCUGUUAUGGAUGUGCUGCUCCCUGAUCCCUUGACAUUUGCCUUCCGGCUUGCUCAGGAUGGUUUAGGAGCCAAUCCACAGAGGUCUGAAACCGAGAGUUUGGUUUUAGCGCAUAACAUGACUCCUAUGGAAGUUCUGGUUCGUAAUAACACGAAGGAAUUGAUCAAGAUGAAUCUCAACAUUACAUGCAGAGACGUAGCUGGAGAGAACUGUCUUGAGGGUUCCAAGGCUACUGUAUUGUGGGCUGGUGUUCUAAAUGGAAUCAGCUUGGAAGUACCCCCGCUUCAGGAAAUUAAGCACCCAUUCUCCAUGUACUUCCUAGUACCCGGCGAGUAUACUUUAGUUGCUGCCUCACUGAUAAACGAUGCUAAUGAGAUCCUUAGAGCACGUGCAAGAAGUGAUUCCCCCACUGAACCGAUCUUCUGCCGGGGACCACCUGUUCACCUCCGUGUUUGUGGGUCUGCGUAAUUGGUCAUUAGCUUGCAAUCCAGUGAUUAGGCAGAGAUUAGUAAUUUUUAAUAGGAUUGAGCUGAAAUCAAGUGCGGCUUCUGGGUGCCCAAGUAUUCUUCGCCGAACUUAGUUAAAAGUUCUGUUUCCUUGCUGCAGACUUGCAGGGUUCAUUGAGUUGCACUGUAGGAAUUUGGAGGAUUUGCUCUCCCUCCAUAAUCCACGCAACAAUAUUAAAGCAUGCAACAGAGCAAUUCGUCUGUUCGAACAACACUAACCAGUUGUCUGGUUAAUAUUUUUAGUUAUAUUAUUAUAUCUAAAUUUAUAA